Messenger RNA from Alternaria conjuncta, 606 nucleotides. RefSeq lists its product as uncharacterized. The coding region runs from base 1 to 606 and encodes 201 amino acids. The transcript has a single exon. Lineage: Eukaryota; Fungi; Ascomycota; Dothideomycetes; Pleosporales; Pleosporaceae. The record is from RefSeq and is a predicted model, not a curated record.
AUGGAGCAAGACGGCCGACAGGAAGUCGUCGCGUACGUCACAAACUCCAAUAUGGAGACGGAAAAGGGCUUCACCCAAGAUGUUGGAUAUAAGCUUUCACCGCCCGUUCCGUCAGUUGACCUGACAAAGCUGGAAAAUGAUGAAGAUACAAACUGGAGGCUCCAACCAGAACUGCCGCACGCCAACUUCAGAAAAGCGACGAAGAGGGUGAAGUUUUAUUUCCCUCGGGAAGGACGAAGUCUAAAGCAUCUCGCUGAUGAGUGGAUCUGCUUCUCUGAUGGGACAAACUUCACGGAUUCAUCGGUCGGCUUUGUCGCAGACAUGUUCCCGUUGAUGGUUGAGUCAAUCAAGGGCGAAGGAGAGGGGCCCUUUUGGUAUCCAACCCUCCUCCUGAAUCUGGACAUCAAGAAAGCGCUGCCGCCGCAGGGAGUCAAGUGGCUGCAGGUUAGGGCAGGUAUGAAGAAGGUAGCAAACGGUAGGAUGGACUUGGAAGUGUGGGUGCACGAUGCUGAUGGCGAUCUGGUGGCUUUGAGCCAUCAUGUAGCAUUUGUGUUGGAUGCUGCUAGGAAUACAGCCGCAAGGAAAACGGGCAAUGCGAAGAUCUAG